Molecule: messenger RNA, 3499 nt
Organism: Nycticebus coucang (slow loris)
Lineage: Eukaryota; Metazoa; Chordata; Mammalia; Primates; Lorisidae
Gene: LRRN3
Product: leucine rich repeat neuronal 3
Exons: 2
Coding region: 851-2974 (707 amino acids)
Molecular function (GO): protein binding
Source: RefSeq, a predicted model, not a curated record
GCGAGGGCUACAUCUUGGCAGUCUGAAGCGAUUGGCUCCUCUCUGGGGAGUGGAGGGUGCUCAGUUAUUAAUGACCGCUGAGCAGGCAGCACCAUGUCAGUGUGACAACUGAUCGGGUGAAGGAUGCACCACUAACCACCAUGGAAACAAGGAGAAAUAAAGCCAGCUCCCGGAAUCUCUCUUCACUGAAUUGAGAGCAUCAGCCUGCCCACUGAGAGAAAGAGUUCCAGGAAAAAGGAGGAAUCCUAGCUGCGGCUUCCUGCCUGCCUUUAUAUUUUAAAAUACAGAGAUAAGAUUGCUUGUGUGUGUUUAUAUCUGUAGUACAUAUCUGUGGAUACUUUAUUACACACACACACACACCCGCACAGGCACGCACCUAUUUACACCCGGGCAAGAACAUAACCAUGUGAUUAUCUCAACCAAGGAACUGAGGAAUCCAAUCCGGCAGGCAGGGACACGGGAGGUGGUCUAGCACGGAAACUGCUUUUCAAGCAACAUGCUGCUACUUCUGCAAAUACUGAACAAGCAUGACAUUUGAAUAUUAUACUCCUAAGUAAAUGAAUUUCCCAGUCUCCUGUGACCAUCCAUACAUACUCCAUCUUCAAAAAGUACAUCAAUAUUACAUCACUAAGGAGACAGUGACUUUCUUUUCUCCAAUAUGCAUGGCAUUUUUGGACAAUGCAAUUGUGGCACUGUCACUUAUUUCCAUGAAGAAAAACUUUGUGGGUCUACGGCAUUCAUCAUUUGACAAAUGCAAGUCUUUUCCUUAUCAAUCAGCUCUUACUGAACUUACUAGCAGUGACUGUGGAAUCCUUAAGGGCCCAUUAAAUUUCUAAAGACGAAAGCUAAGAUGAAGGACAUGCCACUCCGAAUUCAUGUGCUACUUGGCCUCACUAUCACUACACUAGUACAAGCUGUAGAUAAAAAAGUGGAUUGCCCACAAUUAUGUACAUGUGAAAUCAGACCCUGGUUCACACCCAGAUCCAUCUACAUGGAAGCAUCUACAGUGGAUUGUAAUGACUUAGGUCUUUUAAAUUUUCCAACCAGAUUGCCUGCUGACACACAAAUUCUGCUCCUACAGACUAAUAACAUUGCAAAAAUUGAAUACUCCAUAGACUUUCCAGUAAAUCUUACUGGCCUGGAUUUAUCUCAAAACAAUUUAUCUUCAGUCACCAACAUUAAUGUAAAAGAGAUGCCCCAGCUCCUUUCUAUGUACCUAGAGGAAAACAAACUUACUGAGUUGCCUGAAAAAUGUCUGUCUGAACUAAGCAACUUACAAGAACUCUACAUUAAUCACAACUUGCUUUCUACAAUUUCACCUGGAGCCUUCAUUGGCCUACACAAUCUUCUUCGACUUCAUCUCAAUUCAAAUAGAUUGCAGAUGAUCAAUAGUAAAUGGUUUGAUGCUCUUCCAAAUCUAGAGAUUCUGAUGAUUGGGGAAAAUCCAAUCAUCAAAAUCAAAGACAUGAACUUUAAGCCUCUUAUCAAUCUUCGAAGCCUGGUUAUAGCUGGUAUAAACCUCACAGAAAUACCAGAUAAUGCCUUGGUUGGACUCGAAAACUUAGAAAGUAUCUCCUUUUAUGAUAAUAGGCUUAUAAAAGUGCCCCAUGUUGCUCUUCAAAAAGCUAUAAAUCUCAAAUUUUUGGAUCUAAAUAAAAAUCCUAUUAAUAGGAUACGAAGGGGUGACUUCAGUAAUAUGCUACACUUAAAAGAGUUGGGAAUAAAUAACAUGCCUGAGCUUGUUUCCAUCGACAGUCUUGCCAUGGAUAACUUGCCAGAUUUAAGAAAAAUAGAAGCUACUAACAAUCCUAGAUUAUCUUACAUUCACCCCAAUGCAUUUUUCCGACUCCCCAGGCUCGAGUCACUUAUGCUGAACAGCAAUGCCCUCAGUGCCCUGUACCAUGGUACCAUUGAGUCUCUGCCAAACCUCAAGGAAAUCAGCAUACACAGUAACCCCAUCAGGUGUGAUUGUGUCAUCCGCUGGAUUAAUAUGAACAAAACCAACAUUCGAUUUAUGGAGCCAGAUUCACUGUUUUGUAUGGACCCACCUGAAUUUCAAGGCCAGAAUGUUCGGCAAGUACAUUUCAGAGACAUGAUGGAAAUCUGUCUCCCUCUUAUAGCUCCUGAGAGUUUUCCUUCUAAUUUAAAUGUAGAAGCUGGGAGUUAUGUUUCCUUACACUGUAGAGCUACAGCAGAACCUCAGCCUGAAAUGUAUUGGAUAACACCUUCUGGUCAAAAACUCUUGCCUAAUACUCUAACAGAAAAGUUCUAUGUCCAUUCUGAAGGCACGCUAGAUAUAAGCAGCAUAACCCCAAAAGAAGGGGGUUUAUACACUUGUAUAGCAACUAACUUAGUAGGUGCUGACUUGAAGUCUGUUAUGAUCAAAGUAGAUGGAUCUUUUCCCCAGGAUAACAAUGGAUCUUUGAAUAUUAAAAUAAGAGAUAUUCAGGCUAACUCAGUUCUGGUGUCUUGGAAAGCGAGUUCUAAAAUUCUCAAAUCCAGUGUUAAGUGGACAGCAUUUGUCAAGUCUGAAAGCUCUCAUGUUGCCCAAAGUGCUCGAAUACCAUCUGAUGUCAAGGUCUAUAAUCUUACUCAUCUGAACCCAUCAACAGAGUAUAAAAUUUGUAUUGAUAUCCCCACCGUCUAUCAGGCAAACAGAAAACAAUGUAUAAAUGUCACCACAAAAGGUUUGGAUCCUGAUCCAAAAGAGCAUGAGAGGAGUGACACCACAGCACUUAUGACCUGUGUCGGGGGCCUCCUGGGGGUCAUUGGUGUGGUAUGUCUCAUCAGCUGCCUCUCUCAAGAAAUGGACUGUGAUGGUGGACAGAGCUAUGUGAGGAAUUACUUGCAGAAACCAAGCUUUGCAUUCAGUGAGCUUUAUCCUCCUCUGAUAAACCUCUGGGAAGCAGGCAAAGAAAAGGGUACAUCAUUGGAAGUGAAAACAACUGUUAUAGGUGUACCAACAAAUACCUAAAACAACCAACUGAACCUACUUUAAAGAAAAGCUCAAGACUACGGUUGUGCUAAAAGAAAAAAAAGAAAGGCAGAGAAACAUUACUCUCUAAACAGAAGUUUAAGCUUCACCAAUGCUGCUCCCAACAAAUGGAAAUAUGUACAAGGUCAGCAUUUUAAUUAACUGGCUUCAAGGGGCACUGUGGCAACCAAAUACAAUGACUCCAUUUUCUAGAACUUUCAUGGAACUUUUAUGUCUGGAUUACAGUUAAAGUGGACAAAAACAUUUCUGUAUUUUUUUUUAAGUCUAUAAGAGUAGUCGAACUGAGCAAUACCUCCUCCUGUGUUGUAUUACACAUAUUAGCCACGAGUUUUUGCAGUGACCAUAUAAACUUGAAUUGACACGUGGUGUAAUAAAAUGGUCAUAUUCUGUAGAGUAGACACAGUGAGUAUGUGGACUUCUUUUAUAAGGAAAAAUACAUUUUGGAUUAAAAUCAAUUGCUUUUGUCUUGUUUUUGUUUCUAAAUAAAGAAUAAUUUCUGGGAAA